AUGACUUUCCCAGCGACCAACGCGGACGCGGAUCCCGACCCUACGACCCAGAUACCCUGGCCCUCGAGGAACGGGAAACGGCACGGUCCUGUGUCAGACCAAGUGGGCGCUGCUGAAGAUGGACAGAGCUCUACAACCGGGAAGAGGACACGUACACCUGAGAGGGAUGGCGAUGGCGACCGUCGCAGGAUGUCCACGCUGGACCUCAUGAAACUGAGUGUGUCUAUGGCCGGAUCGCAAGUUGCCUGGACGGUCGAGCUUGGAUACGGCACUCCGUUCCUACUCUCCUUGGGGCUGUCUGAGACGCUUACGAGCCUUGUGUGGUUGGCUGGUCCGAUCAGUGGACUCAUCGCGCAACCUGUCAUUGGUGCGAUCUCUGACGCGUCCACCUCGAAGUACCGUAGGCGGUACUGGGUUAUGUUGUCCACGGCCGUACUUGUCUUCUCGACUUUGACGCUUGCAUACUGCCAGCAAAUCGCUGCCGUCUUCGUCGACCUAUUCGGCGGAGGUGCUGGAAGCUGGGAUCCUCAAUGGAUCAAGCAGGUUCAGAACACCGCUAUCGCACUGGCCAUUAUUUCAUUCUAUCUGUUGGACUUCGCACUCAACGCGCUGCAAGCAUCCUUACGAAACUUACUCCUGGAUGUCACUCCGCCCUCGCAGCUAAAUGCCGGAAAUGCAUGGCACAGCCGGAUGCUGAACGCCGGUAAUAUUGUUGGGUAUGGGUUCGGAUUCUUGCCGCUUGCGAACAUGCCGAUCCUUCGUCUGCUGGGCGGUGACCAGUUCCGCAAGUUCUGUGUUGUCAGCAUGGCAAUCCUGGUCAUCACCGUGUGGAUUACGUGUUGGACACAAGAAGAGAAGGAGCGCGAGUCACGGCGCAUCGAGAAAGAGAACAAGCUGCGGGACAUCCUGGACAAUAUUUACAACGCGAUAGUCCACCUCCCGAAACCGAUCAGGCGUGUAUGCUAUGUACAGAUCUUCGCGUUCAUGGGCUGGUUUCCUUUCCUGUUCUAUGCCACCACCUACAUUGGCCAGGUAAUGGCAUACGAGCUUCAAUCAGAUCCAGACAAGGACACAGCUACUCGGAUGGGAGAGUUCGCCAUGCUCAUCUACAGUAUUGUGGCUGUCGUUGCGGGAGCAACUCUUCCUCGUCUCGCCCGCCGGGAUACACGUCUUCUGGCCCACGAGGGUGAUGACGAGGACGAGGACGCUGAAUUGACCCGCCUGCGUGCGACUGUCAUGGAAUGGAGGGCCGACGCGGCACGCAAGGGCCAGCCGUUGCGGCUCCCCUGGAUGCCGUUCUUCCUCCGAAACAUCUGGUCCGGUGCCAUGAUACUGUUCGCAAUAAUAACGUUCUCGACAUUCUUCAUCACGAAAGUUUGGCAGGCUGUGAUCGCCGUGAGUUUGGUCGGCAUUUGCUGGGCCGUUGCUUGCUGGUGUCCAUUUGCUAUCAUCAUGGAGUUCCUGAAGGAGCGCGAGCACGAGCACAGUGCAGAGGAGCCAACAGUUGUUGCCACGGACUAUGCCAGUCGCCCGUCGCACAGUCGCACAAGGUCGACGCCUGCCAUAGUCCGCCGUAGGAGUGACGACGGCGAGCACGCACCCCUGCUUCGCCGCCGCCGCUCCUUCAACCAGGAUGAGCUUGACGCAAUGCCUGCGGAGACGCAGUCUGUAGCGGGAGGCACGAUCCUUGGCAUCCACAACUUAGCGAUUGUGUUCCCUCAGUUCAUCAUUGCACUUGUAUCGAGCGCUAUCUUUCACGUCGUCGACGCGGACAUUGACAACGAUCCUGCUCACCAUACGACAUACUACGGCAAGAAUGGUGUUGCCUGGGUCCUCCGCUUCGGUGGUCUCUGUGCUCUGUGCGGCGCCGCCUUCGCUCGCAUGGUCCCUCCAACUCGCACCGAGAAGGAGAUGCGCCGGCGGCUCGCCGAGCUGAAGGUGCUCCAGGAGGAAGACACGCCCUGA
This is a messenger RNA of Rhodofomes roseus, 1965 nucleotides long. RefSeq names its product major facilitator superfamily domain-containing protein. NCBI's taxonomy places the organism in Eukaryota, Fungi, Basidiomycota, Agaricomycetes, Polyporales, Fomitopsidaceae. The record is from RefSeq and is a predicted model, not a curated record. The transcript is spliced from 13 exons. Gene Ontology annotation, cellular component: membrane. Bases 1 to 1965 code for a protein of 654 amino acids. Gene Ontology annotation, molecular function: sucrose:proton symporter activity.